AUGCUUCUGAUUCUAAUCCUAUUUUUUCCACAGUUAUGUCUUGCUACAUGUCCUGAUGUUGCUGCAUGUAUUGCACGGGUGAGAAAAAUUGCCGCGGAGCCACGUCACUACUGGUUCGGUGAGCAGUGGCGUGAAACGUGUAUCGGACGUCACGUUGAUCCAAUCCAGUGUUACAAUCCCGAAUCGCUUCAAACAUUCCAUAGCCUCGGGAGUCGUUUAUUUCGUGUGCAAACCUAUCAAAAUGAUUAUCUCCGAAAUUUGCGGAUUUUUCCGACCAUCUCCUACAGAUCAGUAAAAGACGGCAUCCAGACAUAUCGUGCCUGUGAUCAUGAUUUUACUGUAAAGAGUAACGGCGGUGUUGAAAUGACUGAAAUACAUCCUGAUAUGGAAGCUGUGAAACCGUUUGAUGUCCGGUAUGCCCCGGAUGUACAAUGGACUGGGAUUUACAAUCAUAGCUAUUUGAUUCUAGCCAUCGACGUGGGCUUCGGGACGCUUAAUUACCUCGCUUUACGAUCUCCGUCCGGUGAUAAGGUGCUCAAGGAAUAUGUCGGUCCAGAAAAUUUUCGACAACAAGCAAAUCCAGUUGUUUUUCUAAUUUUUGAGGCGUCAAAUCAACACAUUGGCCGCGGCACGGUCAUUUAUUUUAAUCACGAAAAUUUUGAUUUGCCGAGAUUCAUGAUCGAUAACGGCCUCGAAAAUGGUAUCUAUAUACAAUUCUUUCAUCCAACUCGCAUCCCUGCAUUGUGUAAAAGCUUGAUUGGACGGGGAAGGUCUAGAAUCCUAAAACUAAAUUUCCAUCCUGCUAGUUCCUUGUACGCCGAGAUCUUUGCAUAA
Messenger RNA from Gongylonema pulchrum, 834 nucleotides. Lineage: Eukaryota; Metazoa; Nematoda; Chromadorea; Rhabditida; Gongylonematidae. The record is from the annotation of a GenBank genome assembly.